Psammomys obesus (fat sand rat) is the source of this 6956-nucleotide messenger RNA. It is a transcript of the gene Ltn1, whose product is annotated as listerin E3 ubiquitin protein ligase 1. The coding region runs from base 61 to 5349 and encodes 1762 amino acids. Gene Ontology annotation, cellular component: RQC complex; cytosol. The transcript is spliced from 30 exons. The record is from RefSeq and is a predicted model, not a curated record. Gene Ontology annotation, biological process: ribosome-associated ubiquitin-dependent protein catabolic process; rescue of stalled cytosolic ribosome. Lineage: Eukaryota; Metazoa; Chordata; Mammalia; Rodentia; Muridae. Gene Ontology annotation, molecular function: ribosomal large subunit binding; zinc ion binding; ubiquitin protein ligase activity.
UCUGGCUCGGCGGUGUCAACUUCGUCUCUCAAGAGUGGGAACGCGGCUGCCACCGCGACCAUGGGCGGGAAGAACAAGCAGCGGACCAAAGGGAACCUGAGGCCUUCAAACAGCGGCCGAGCUGCAGAACUCCUUGCCAAGGAGCAGGGAACAGUGACUGGAUUUAUUGGUUUUGGAACAUCUCACAGUGACCUUGGCUAUGUUCCUGCUAUUCAAGGAGCUGAAGACAUAGACAGUGUCGUAGAUGCUGAAUUCCGAAUGGUGCUUCGGAAACUUUCUAAAAAAGAUGUCAUAACAAAAUUAAAGGCAAUGCAAGAGUUUGGAACUAUGUGCACAGAGAGAGACACGGAAGCUGUCAAAGGGGUUCUUCCAUACUGGCCAAGAAUCUUCUGCAAAAUUUCCCUUGAUCAUGAUCGCCGGGUUCGAGAAGCUACACAUCAAGCUUUUGAAAAACUCAUCCUUAAAGUAAAAAAGCACUUAGCUCCAUACUUAAGAAGUGUAAUGGGACAUUGGCUAAUGGCUCAGUGUGAUACAUAUCCACCAGCUGCAGUUGCAGCAAAAGAUGCAUUUGAAGCUGCUUUCCCUCCAAGCAAGCAACCUGAAGCUGUAGCGUUUUGUAAGGAAGAAAUUACAAGUGUACUACAAGAUCAUAUUCUAAAAGAAACUCCUGAUACACUCAGUGACCCUCAAACUGUUCCAGAGGAAGAGCGAGAGGCCAAAUUCCAUCGAGUUGUGACGUGCUCCUUAUUGGCACUGAAGAAGGUGCUUUGCUUCUUACCUAACAAUGAGCUCGAGGCUCUGGAGGAGAAAUUUAAAUCACUUUUAUCACAGAAUAAGUUUUGGAAGUACGGAAAACACAGUGUACCUCAGGUCCGCUCAGCAUAUUUUGAGUUAGUUUCUGCUUUGUGCCAACAUGUUCCUCAGGUGAUGAAACAGGAAGCUUCCAAAGUGAGUUCAUCUGUACUGCUUAGUAUUGAUGACAGCGACCCUGUUGUCUGCCCAUCUCUCUGGGAAGCUGUGCUCUACACACUGACAACUAUUGAGGACUGUUGGCUUCAUGUAAAUGCAAAAAAAAGUGUGUUUCCCAAGUUGAUGGCUAUGGUGCGUGAAGGUGGCCGGGGUCUAGCUGCUGUCAUAUAUCCUUAUCUUUUACCGUUUGUCAGCAAACUUCCCCAGUACAUUACAGAGCCAAAGCUGGACUUCUUCAAAAAUUUUCUCACCUCUCUAGUUACUGGGCUGUCAACAGAGAAAACCAAAGCAAACUAUUCUGAGUGUUCAGCUAUCAUCUCUGCGUUUUUUGAAUGUUUACGAUUUAUAAUGCAACAAAACUUAGGCGAGGAGGAUAUGGAGCAGAUGCUCAUCAAUGAGCAGUUGAUCCCAUUUAUUGAUAGAAUUCUCAAAGACCCAGGAUUGCAACAUGAGUCAAUGUUUAACCAUUUAGCAGAAACAUUAAGUUCUUGGGAAACCAAAGCAGAUGGAGAAAAAGAGGCUGAAACGGAUUACAACUUGGAGAAUGUUCUGCUAAAUUUCUGGGAAAGACUGUCAGAGAUCUGUGUGGAGAAAAUCAGUGAGCCAGAUGGGGUUCUGAGGUCUGUUUUGAGCGUGUCUAACCUAGUGGGGGUCCUUCAGAAGCCAAGGAGCUCAUUGAAGUCAAACAGAAAGAAAUGUGGCAAGGUCAGGUUUGCUGAUGAUACACCUGAAGUUAAUAAGGAGAGUGAAAAAUGCAUGUCUUCAGGAGGAGAGAACAGUGAAGGCGCUGAAGGAGUGACAGAAUCUCACAAUUCUUUAGACCUUGUGUCUCCUUUAAGGAAGAAAUAUCUGGAAGACUUAGUGUGUAAGCUUGCAGAGGUGAGCAUUGACUUUGUCAAUGAGCAGAAGUCAGAGCAACACAUGCACUUUCUCUCUACACUGCUCGAUUCCUUCUCCUCAGGCCAAGUAUUUAAAAUUCUCCUCGGUGACGAUCAGAAGAAUAUUGACAAACUCAAAUCUCUGGAACUAGCCCAACUUGUACAAAAAAAUCCUGCAGUGCAGUUCUUAUAUCAGAAACUGGUAGGCUGGCUAAAUGAGAGCCAGAAGAAGGAUGGGGCCUUCCUGGUGGACAUGUUGUAUAGUGCCCUCCGAUGCUGUGACAAUGAUGUGGAAAGGAAAGAUAUCUUGGAUGAUUUAACCAAGGAGGACCUGAAAUGGAGUUCUCUUCUUCAGAUCAUUGAAAAGGCAUGCUCUAAUUCAGAUAAACAUGCUUUAGUAACUCCCUGGCUAAAAGGCAGUAUUCUUGGAGAGAAAUUGGUUACCUUGGCAGACUGUCUUUGUGGUAAGGACUUGGAAUCUACAGGAUCUCCCGAAUCUCACUCCUCAGAACAAUGGACUCUGCUAAGACUGGCAAUAUCCCAACAUGUUAAAAAUGAUUACUUGAUUGGAGAAAUGUAUGUUGGAAGAAUUAUUGCUAAACUUCAUGAAACUUUAUCCAAAACAGAAGACUUGUCAGAAGCUGAGAACAGUGACUCCUCAGUGUCUUUUGUUUGUGAUGUGGCCCAUAGCUACUUCAGCUCAGCAGGAAGAGGCUUACUAAUGCCACCAGCUGAAGACUUGAUGUUAACUCUCUUUCAGUUAUGCGCUCAGAGCAAUGAGCGAAAUCACUUGCCAGAUUUUCUGAUCUGUAAACUGAAAAAUACUUUGCUCUCUGCCAUAAAUUUAUUGGUCCAUCAAACUGCAAGUACCUAUGAGAGCACCUUCCUACGUUUGUCUGUUCUGUGGCUGAAGGACCAGGUUCAGUCUUCAGCUUUGGAUAAUACAAGCCUUCAGGUCCUCUUGUCUGCUGUUGGUGAUUUGCUGAGCACUCUUGUAGAGAGCAAGGAUCCUUCUCUUCUUGGAGGUUACAUUGGAAGUGUAAUGCCCAGUGACAGUGAAUGGGACAGGAUGAGGCAGUCUCUUCCUAUUCAGUGGUUACACAGACCUCUUUUAGAGGGAAGGUUGAGUUUAAAUUAUGAAUGCUUCAAGACUGAUUUUAAAGAACAAGACACAAAGAUUCUUCCCAGCCAUUUGUGUACUUCAUCAUUAUUGAGCAAAAUGAUCUUAACUGUACAGAAAAAGAAACUAGUCCUAGAAAACAAUGUCCUCGAGAAAAUAAUUGCAGAGCUGCUGUAUUCAUUGCAGUGGUGUGAAGAACUUGACAAUCCACCAUCUUUUCUAACUGGAUUUUGUGAAAUGCUUCAAAAAAUGAAUAUAACUUAUGGCAACUUAUCCGUAUUUUGUAAUACAGAUAGCCUUUUGGAGCUGUUAUUUAACAGAUCUAGAAAAAAUGGCACACUUUGGUCUCUUAUUAUUGCUAGGUUGAUCCUUUCCCGAAGUAUUUCAUCUGAUGAAGUAAAACCAUAUUAUAAAAGAAAAGAAAGUUUCUUCCCUCUAACAGAAGGUAAUUUGCAUACCAUUCAAAGUCUCUGUCCAUUUUUGUCUAAAGAAGAAAAGAAAGAAUUUAGUGCUCAAUGUAUACCUGCUUUUUUGGGCUGGACUAAAGAAGACCUUUGCAGUAUUAAUGGAGCUUUUGGACAUCUUGCCAUUUUUAAUUCUUGUCUUCAAACCAGAAGUGUAGAUGACAAACAGCUGUUGCAUGGUAUAUUAAAAAUUAUAAUAAGCUGGAAGAAACAGCAUGAAGAUAUUUUUCUUUUCAGUUGUAAUUUAUCAGAAGCAAGUCCUGAGGUUCUGGGAGUGAACAUAGAAAUCAUGCGAUUCCUCUCCUUGUUUCUGAAGCACUGCUCGUACCCUCUAGCGGAGAGUGAAUGGGACUUUGUCAUGUGUUCCAUGCUGUCUUGGCUGGAGACAACCAGUGAGAACCAGGCCUUGUACUCUGUUCCACUUGUGCAACUCUUCGCCUGUGUCAGCUUUGACCUGGCCUGUGAUCUCAGUGCCUUUUUUGAUUCAGUAACUCCAGAUACCAUUGGCAAUCUUCCUGUAAAUCUGCUCAGUGAGUGGAAAGAGUUUUUUUCUAAAGGCAUCCACAGUUUGCUAUUGCCUCUUUUGGUAACUGCUAUAGGAGAAAACAAAGACCUGUCUGAAACCUCCUUUCAGAAUGCAAUGCUGAAACCCAUGUGUGAAACGCUAACGUACAUCUCGAAGGACCAGCUGCUGAGUCACAAGCUCCCUGUGAGAUUGAUUUCCAGCCAGAAAACAAACUUGCCAGAGCACCUGCAGACUUUGCUAAAUACUUUGACCCCACUGCUGCUCUUCAGAGCCAGACCUGUGCAGAUUGCUGCUUAUCACAUGCUAUACAAACUGAUGCCUGAAUUACCACAGUAUGAUCAGGAUAAUCUGAAGUCAUAUGGAGACGAAGAGGAAGAACCAGCCUUGUCACCGCCGGCAGCACUGAUGUCUCUCCUCAGCACUCAGGAGGACCUGCUGGAGAAUGUCCUGGGCUGUGUUCCUGUGGGGCAGAUAGUUACCAUUAAGCCACUGAGCGAGGAUUUCUGCUAUGUUCUGGGAUACCUCCUUACUUGGAAGUUAAUACUUACUUUCUUCAAAGCUGCUUCAUCUCAGCUUCGUGCUCUGUAUUCAAUGUACCUUCGGAAAACAAAGAGUCUGAAUAAAUUACUCUAUCAUCUGUUCAGACUUAUGCCAGAAAACCCUACUUAUGGAGAGACAGCUAUUGAGGUGUCAAAUAAGGACCCCAAAACAUUCUUCACUGAGGAGCUUCAGCUGAGUAUUAGAGAAACAGCAACUCUGCCAUACCAUAUUCCACACUUGGCAUGUUCAGUCUAUCAUAUGACUUUAAAAGACUUGCCUGCCAUGGUUAGGCUGUGGUGGAACAGCAGUGAGAAGCGUGUUUUCAAUAUUGUAGAUAGAUUUACCAGCAAGUAUGUCAGCAAUGUUCUUUCUUUUCAAGAAAUAUCUUCUGUACAAACAAGUACACAGCUAUUCAAUGGCAUGACGGUUAAGGCGCGAGCUACUACUCGGGAAGUGAUGGCUACUUACACCAUUGAAGACAUAGUGAUUGAACUUAUAAUACAGUUGCCUUCCAAUUAUCCCUUGGGUUCCAUAACAGUGGAAAGUGGGAAAAGGAUUGGGGUGGCUGUGCAGCAGUGGCGCAACUGGAUGCUGCAGUUAAGCACUUACCUCACCCACCAGAAUGGAAGUAUUAUGGAAGGCUUAGCAUUAUGGAAGAAUAAUGUAGACAAACGAUUUGAGGGUGUUGAAGAUUGUAUGAUCUGCUUCUCAGUUAUUCAUGGUUUCAACUAUUCUCUUCCCAAAAAAGCCUGUAGAACAUGCAAGAAAAAGUUCCACUCUGCUUGCUUGUACAAAUGGUUUACAUCUAGCAACAAAUCAACUUGUCCACUCUGUCGUGAGACCUUUUUCUGAGGUGUUUUUUCAUUGGAAAUUUUCCCUGCAGUAAGUCAAGCCAGAGGCAGUGGACUUGGUUUCAUCUUGAAGUACCGAUGUGAGGAAGCCAGUGAGCAUGACAGAAAUGCCAUCUCUGUUAUGUGAGCCUCAAGUCAGGCUCCCCUCUCUUUAGAUUUGCUUUGUAAAUCUUUAGAAACUUUCUUUUUACAACAUUACAUACUUGAGAGAACAUAUUUAUAUUAAUGGCUUAAUCUCUUUGUAUAUUUAAAAAUAAAUAUAUCUCUUCUCAAAAAUAUCCUAAAUUAUAAAACUGAAAUUUGUAAAAGCAUAAACUAUAUUAUAACUUAUAAAACCAUCCAGUUUAUUGGUCUGUGUUGUAGAACAGUCCAAGUGUAAGGCAAGUGAACUGAACUGAUUUAAAUUUAUAGGUAAAACUAAGAUUUGUUUGUUGGUGAUGACAAACAAUAAGUAAAAAUUACUGAAUUUCAUAGAUGAUAAAGUGACACUAAACUAUUUACAUCCAUAUCCAAAGCUGUUUGAAGCCUGCUCUGAAACCUCACAUGGAAGAAUGAACUGAACUCCAAGCAGCUCUGUUGAGACUUACAAAAUUCAUAAAUUAUAUCCAUGACAUUAAUCUUUAGCUUGUGAAACAAUUAUUUCCUAUGUUAAUGAGAUUUGAAUUGUAAAUUUGUUGGAUGAAGUUAUUACUCCAUUCAGUGAGUCUCCAAAGAGUGGGAAUUUGAAGCAGUUUUUAAAUUAUUCUUGUGAAGUAAAAUGGUGGUUGUCUAUUAAGAAAGGAAUAAGUAUUACUAAAGUGCAAUGACGUGUGGAAAAACCAAUACUUAAAAAUGUUGUAGGAGACUUUAAAUUUUGUGAGCUAAUUACUUAAAACUACCAGAAAUGAAGAAUUUAGUAGUAAGUAAAGUUAAGUUUUUCUGUUUUGAGAUAACAUCUCACUGUGUAGCUCUGGACUAGCCUGGGACUCAGUAAUCUGCCUGCCUUUGCCUCCCAAGUGUUGGAAUUAAAGUGUCCACCAAGUCUGGGGAAAUUAAGUCUUAAUGGACUGCAGUAUGUAAACAAGUGAAAAACUGCCAUUGGCUUCAGUACCGUUGCCUUUAACUAUAUCCAAAGUAUCAAGUACGGAAGUUUGGAUCUUAGACUCAUUUACUACAGUCUUCCAUUUCAUAUCUAAUCUAGUCAUUAGGAUACCUAACAGGUCAGUUUAUCAUCUGUGUUGCAAAUGUUUGAUUAGAAAGGUGCAACUCUUGUCAAAUAAAAUUCCUGCUUACCAUCAACUGGUCAACAGACUGUUAUUGAAGUAGUAUGAAAUUGGUCAGGACUGCAGUCUAGAGUGAGAACUAUGUGUGGGUUACAGAUGCAGCAUCAGUUUGUCUGUCUCCUGAUUAUUUUUUCUUCUGUGUAAUAUUUAUUAUCUUAUAGUCUUGAGGUUCCGAAACAGAGUGAAGUGUAGAUAGCAAAAUUCUACUACCUCUUCUUAAACCCUUACAACACUCUUUUACCUAUGUCUGCCUCUGACACAGUAGUCACAUGAAUGGCGAUGCCCCUUUGAAAAUUACUCUUUUCCUUUAAAAGCAGUUUUACAAUAAAAUUUUGUUUAUAACCUU